Messenger RNA from Galendromus occidentalis (western predatory mite), 1659 nucleotides. RefSeq lists its product as uncharacterized. The transcript is spliced from 3 exons. The coding region runs from base 1 to 1659 and encodes 552 amino acids. The record is from RefSeq and is a predicted model, not a curated record. NCBI's taxonomy places the organism in Eukaryota, Metazoa, Arthropoda, Arachnida, Mesostigmata, Phytoseiidae.
AUGACUGGCGUCAGAGGCGAAAGAGGGUCCAGCUCCAUGGCCGGAGGUAUGACUGGCGUCAGAGGCGAAAGAGGGUCCAGCUCCAUGACCGGAGGAAUGGCCAGCUCUCUAGGCGGCGGAGGAGGAUCGAGCUCCAUGGCUGGAGGAAUGUCGAGCUCUUCAGGCGGUGGGGGAACGAGCUCCAUGGCUGGAGGGAUGACCAGCUCAAGAGGCGGAAGAGGAUCAAGCGCUAUGACUGGAGGGAUGUCAAGCUCGGGUGGAGGCGGAUCGGGUUCAAUGGCCGGAGGAAUGUCGAGCUCGUCUGGCGGAGCAGGUUCGAGCUCCAUGGCGGGAGGCAUGGCAAGCUCUCGAAGCGGAGGAGGAUCGAGCUCCAUGGCCGGAGGAAUGUCGAACUCGAUGGGCGGAGGAGGAUCGAGCUCCAUGGCCGGAGGAAUGUCGAACUCGAUGGGCGGAGGAGGAUCGAGCUCCAUGACCGGAGGAAUGUCGAACUCGAUGGGCGGAGGAGGGUCAAGUUCCAUGGCGGGAGGAAUCGCCAUGGGAGGAGGCUCGAGCUCCAUGAGCGGAGCAAUGUCCGGUGCCAUGGGAGGAGGCUCGAGCUCCAUGAGCGGAGCAAUGUCCGGUGCAAUGGGAGGAGGAUCGAUGGCCGGCGGGGGAUCCUUCGCGAGAGGCGGAGGAUUGUCGAGCGCUAUGGCCGGGGGGAUGUCGAGCUCUCAGAGCGGAGGAGGAUCGAAUGCUCUUUGGUUCCCUCUUGAAGCAGUGCUCACAUCGGUGCUCCAUAUCCGGGAAGCUUCAUCGCUCCAAUCUUCGUAUUCAUACGUGUUAGAAGACAGGAGGGCCCGAAGAGCUGCUUGGCGUAAACUUGUGGAAGAAAGGAGGAGAUACCGACGGGAGAGGAGAAACCGAAAUUCAAGAGCCAAACUAUACGGAGGGGAGCCAAGACCACUCCCGGUAUGGGUCGCAUUCCUGCCCAGUACGGCAUCGCCAUGCCCCGAAGCCGUUGAAAAUCUCAAAACAACCGAGGUGCCGCGAGAGCCCGAGGUGAAAACGACGCCCACACCAGCCACGAUUCCGCUCGAGACGACGAGAUUUGGUUUGCUCGCGCUGUUCAGGAAGAAACCGACCCUUGGCCCUUCCGAGGAUCAGGCCCCCGAACCAAUAACAGGACGUCUGGAAUUCCUGAGACCGAAUAAAGACGUCACGCAUGCCCCGAAGACCGAGUCCGAGCGUCCGCUGCCCUCGGAAGACGCAUCGGCCGUAGAAGCGAGUUCAUCAGCCUCGAAUCAGACGGAAAAUGUUUCUCCGGACGCCAUUUCAGGAGGUUCCCCCCCGGUACAGUCUGCGUCCAAAAGACGAAGCUCGACUGGAGGCGCAGACAACUCUCCUUGGUCUCAAGGAGUCAAAUCGAAAGAUUCGAAGAAAGGCAGGAAAAAGCAGAGAGCUGCGCCUACUGUGGACCAAACCGAGCCUGUGCGGGAUGAGGCGGCGGCAGGCGAGGAUGGAUCUCGCGGAGAUGCUCCAGAUCCGGGCUCCGAGAAGACUUUCAUGGACGUGACAACGGAAGUCGACAAAGGACGCGGAGACCGAGAGGAUACGAAAGUUAAAGUUGCGACGCGUGGGAAACGGAAAACCCGUUCGGCAACGAAGCCGAAGGAUGAGUAG